Molecule: messenger RNA, 1768 nt
Organism: Lactuca sativa (garden lettuce)
Lineage: Eukaryota; Viridiplantae; Streptophyta; Magnoliopsida; Asterales; Asteraceae
Product: UDP-glycosyltransferase 83A1
Molecular function (GO): quercetin 3-O-glucosyltransferase activity; quercetin 7-O-glucosyltransferase activity
Source: RefSeq, a predicted model, not a curated record
AUAUAUUACAAUGCACAAAGCUGCAAUCAAAAAAGCCUUGAAAUCUCAGUCAUUUCUGUCUAUAAAAUUGAGCUGACUAGGAAGUAAGAAAGCACCAAUCUCUUGCUAGAAACUCACAAUAACACUUCACUAGAAAAUCAUGGCAAAACCUCAUGUUCUAGUCAUACCUUAUCCCGCACAAGGCCAUGUAAUCCCUAUAAUGGAGCUUGCUCAACGCUUAGUCAAGCAAGGUAUCAAAGUUACAUUUGUGAACACAGAUGUCACUCACAAGCUUGUGACAAGCAAUUCGUUAGAGAAAGAUGGGUUUUCGGGUCUAAUGCAGAUGGUUUCCAUCCCCGAUGGAUUAGAACCAUGGGAGGACAGAACUGACCUUUGUAAGUUGAGCAAAUCCGUAUUAAGAACCAUGCCUCGCAAGCUGGAGGAGCUUAUAGACACGAUUAAUGAAGAAAAGAACAAUAAAGUCACAUGUAUUAUUGCUGAUGGUUGCAUGGGAUGGGCAAUACGAGUCGCAACGAAGAUGGGAAUUAGUAGAGCAGCCUUCUGGCCAGCCUCGGUUUGUACACUGGCCUCGGUGCUGAGCUAUCAGAAAUUGAUCGAUAAUGGAAUCAUUAACAACAAUGGCAUGCCUCUAAACCAUGAUCAGAUGAUUCAGCUCUCAGAAAGCAUGCCACCUAUAAAACCUGCUGACCUCUCAUGGGCGUGCUUUGAGGAUUCGCCAACUGUAGAAGCUGUUUUUCAAGUUGUAAGAGAAGCUGUUGAAGCAGCUAGAUUGACGAAAUGGUAUAUAUGCAACUCAACAACUGAGCUGGAGCUUGCAGCAUUUAGCCUCUUUCCACAACUGUUGCAGAUUGGCCCGUUGCUCGCAAGCAACCGACUUGGUGAUCAAGCAGGCCACUUUUGGCAAGAAGACUCCACCUGUUUAAAAUGGCUCGAUCAACAGAAACCAUGUUCAGUCAUUUAUAUAGCAUUUGGGAGCUUCACCAUUUUCAACCAAACACAGUUUGAGGAAUUGGCACUUGGUCUUGAACUUAGCAAUAGACCAUUCUUGUGGGUUGUGAGACCAGGCAUGACGAAGGAGACUACAGCUUCUUUCCCAGAUGGGUAUGUGGAAAGAGUAGGCUCUCGUGGAAGAAUUGUGAGUUGGGCACCUCAACAGAAAGUUUUAGCUCAUCCUUCUGUAGCUUGUUUUGUGAGUCAUUGUGGUUGGAAUUCUACUUUAGAGGGUGUUACUAAUGGACUCCCUUUCUUGUGUUGGCCAUAUUUUGCUGAUCAGUUUCACAAUGAAACUUACAUUCGUCACAUAUGGAAAACUGGACUUGGGUUUAACAAAGAUGGAGGUAUUAUCACACGAGGAGAGAUACAAAGUAAGGUAGAGAAGUUGCUCGGAGACAAUACAUUCAGAGAGAAGGCCAUGGAUACUAAAGAAAAGGUUACAAGCGCUAUUACAAAAGGAGGAUGCUCACACAAAAAUCUUAGCAAUUUCAUUGAGUGGAUACAAGAGGAAUCUACAGAUGCCCAAGAAUAUUCAACUUGACAAUAUGUUAUCUAUAUUUCAUGUUUGAUGUUCUAAAGUAUAAUUAUAUUUGGGGAGAUCAGAGAUGGGUUGAUUUAUAUUAUCUAUGCAAGGAGGCUUCCUUUCCUUUGCUUUGUUUCCAUUUACUCAUUUAAGGGAGUUUAUGAAAAUUGAUUCAACUUAUUUUAUGCAAACAACUUAAAUUUACUAUCAUGCUUGUUAAUGAUAAUGCUACUUCUCUUGCUUUGCGCUCCA